This is a messenger RNA of Trametes versicolor FP-101664 SS1, 1971 nucleotides long. RefSeq lists its product as uncharacterized. NCBI's taxonomy places the organism in Eukaryota, Fungi, Basidiomycota, Agaricomycetes, Polyporales, Polyporaceae. The record is from RefSeq and is a predicted model, not a curated record. Bases 1 to 1971 code for a protein of 656 amino acids. The transcript is spliced from 5 exons.
AUGGAUUUUGCUUCUCGCAUUUGGAAAGCCGAAAAUUACGCCAGGGGCACCACUGGCAGGCCCUUGAGCGUCUCUCGACGGUCCGACCUGGAACACAUUGUCAACAGUCAAGUGGAGAAGAUACAGGAGUGGAAGAAAAAGGACCGGGCGUCGCAGGAUAUAAUCAAAGGCUUACAAGAGGACCUACAGGCUUCCCAAGCCGCUUGCCAGGCUAGCGAGGGGCGAUGCCGCGAGCUGGAAGACUACAGCCAGCGGCUUAAGAGGCACGCCGACCAACUGGAGUGUAACGCGAAGGCUACGGAAGAGGAGAAGGCCGAGCUGGAACGGGCCCUCGCAGGCUUACAAGAGGACCUACAGGCUUCCCAAGCCGCUUGCCAGGCUAGCGAGGGGCGAUGCCGCGAGCUGGAAGACUACAGCCAGCGGCUUAAGACGCAUGCCGACCAACUGGAGCGUAACGCGAAGGCUACGGAAGAGGAGAAGGCCGAGCUGGAACGGGCCCUCGCGCAGGCACGGGUGGAACGAACGGACCAAACGACACCGUUGGACGGGCGGACGGCGGGGCUCAAGGGGGCGCAGGCGUACCUCAACGAGGUCGACGCCGUCACGGACAGUGAGGUGCUUGCCCUCGUGCAGCGCAUCAACGCCCAGAUCUUCCAGACGGCUGCAAAUAUCUCCGACGACUUUCAGGCCUCCUAUGGCACGCAGAAGUGCGGCGCCAUGGUCGCAGACGCCGUCGUGCGCUUGGAGAAGUCGGACGUGGUCGGCGUGGAGCUCCCCCUGGCCCUGUGCACGAGCAACCACAGCGCGGACCCCAUCCUGGUGCAGAUCGCACUGCAGGCUGCACUCGCGACGUCGGCCUUCCACGCAGCGUCCCUGUGGUCCACCUCUUUUGGGAAGCAGACGGCGUUUCUCCGCUCCAUAUACGCGGAGAUGCGCAAGCACGAGCAUCCGUCCGUCUUCCAGCAAUGGAGGACGACGACCCUCACCUACGCGCGCGCUAUCAUACCCGAGAAGACGCAAGGCGCAUCCGCGCACGCUUCGAAGAUGACCGACUAUGUCAGCGACGUGUUCCUCGCUUGCGGCCUGGACGGAUCCCCAGAGCACGUCCGCGACCUCGUCAAGCAGCGCUACGGCAAGCGGCUGAAGCAGCUCGCCUCGCAUGCCCUCGACGUCCGCCGCAUCGCGGGCGAACAAAUGUUGUCGCGCGAUCUCCAGGUAUUCGUCGUCCGGCCGCGUGCGCCGUUUGAUCCCACGUUGAUGGAGGACGAGUGGGCGGACACGAAGAAGCGAGCAGGCCCGGCAGAUUCUUCCGCUGGCGACGUCCUGUGUACGACGUACUUGGGCCUUGUCCAGCAGGAGCGUAGGACGGAUGCGGAUAAGGACACCCAGGACGCCGAGCCGAUGCCGAAGGUGGUGAUGCUCAAGCCCAAGGUCGUACUGCAUAGCACCGUGCACGAGUUGCUGCCAGAGCCGGCGGCGGAGACCGGGAUCGAGGAACUUGAAGCCUGUAAAGUGGUGUGCGAAAUGGAAGUUAACAUCGUGACCGCGGUGCUCGUCUCGCGCUUCCUCAUCGAUCUGCAAUCCGCUAGCCGCAAAACCCUACGACUCGACUCGCAAGACUCGAUGUACAUGGACAGCACCGCCCUCGGCAUCGGCACUCUCAGCUUCGCGCGGGGAGUCGGGUCGCUCGGGGAGUCGCUCGAUCCGGCCUCUCCGUCGACCUCGAGCUUAUACGACGCGGGCGAUGAUGAUGGACCCUCUAGCACGGAAGUAGAUGCCGGGGAAGACGCGCGGUGUGGUCCCCCAUCGGAGAAAUCGGACGCGGAUGCCGCUGGUAGCAUCGCGGGUGCUGUGCUUGCCUGCGAAGCAACUGGUCUGUGCCCGCUGGCAGACAAGCACGCGUCUGGUGUCACCGAGCACAGCUCGAAGGCCAUGCGGAGUGAUGUCCUCCACAAACGCAUCAAAUUCUGA